UUUUUAACUAAAAAAACAAGCAAGGGAAUCAUUAAUCAAAGCAUGCUUUUGUACCAUUUUCUAAUUUCCAAUUCUAAAAAAAAUGCUCAAAGAACUUAACCAAAUAGACCCUUGAUAAUUCAACAAUUCUUCUUUUACGUCUGAGUCUUGAUACAAAAUUUCAGAUUUACCCAUACACCUUUAUCAAUUGUGAGUUGGGGGCUCUAACGGCAAUCUGUUUGAUUAGUCCAGAUAUUCCAUUCCUGUACACGCGACCUCUGCCUCUCCUGAAACCUAUAAAUUGGAAAUCCCAAUGUAAAAAUUCCCACACAAUCAAUGUUCCUUCAAUCAUAAUUUUACCUCCACGACCACCCAUACAAGUUCCAUUUCUAGUGUGAGAAAGAGAAGAGUAGAAUCAAAGAGUGACUGAGUGAGUGAGAAAUGGCUAUUGAAGACGAUGACAACUCUUCCCAAAGUUUCAGGUACCUGAUUGUUCGUCCUGAAAAUGGUGGAAUCCGCGACCUUGUUCAAUUCUGGGCGUCAUCAGACAGAACAAGCUGUUCUAAAUUUCUCGAAUGCUCCUACGACGGUGACAGGGAGUUGUUGGGCGGCGGCGGCCGUGGCGGAGGAGGAGGAAGAUUGAUGGGUGACCACCGGUGGGUCAUAUUUGUGUCGAUUGUAGUCCGGAAGAUCAUAGCCCUUUUUGGUAAGCCCAUGGAGUGGAUUGGCUACUUCGUGGAGUUCGUCCUCAAUCUCCACAAUGAAAAUGGUGGUUUCCUCGGUUUACUCUACAACUUUUUCCACGGAAAGGUGGUGAUACCACAGAGAGGUUCAGAGACUUUUAUAAGCGCAAUUGGGCAUUUAGAUGGACGAAUAGACCUUUACAGGAGUGAUGUUCUGUUGGAAGGAAUCAGUGAAUCUGCUUCUGGACAGAGAAGCAUACGGGUAGAAAUAGGAGAUCAGGGUCUUAUGGACCUCUGCAUAAUAGCCGCCAAGUUAGCCUAUGAAAAUGCCAAUGUCGUUAGAAAUGUUGUAAAUCUCCACUGGAAGAUGCAUUUUGUGGACUUCUACAACUGCUGGAACGAUUAUCAAAAGGAGAGGUCGACCCAAGUUUUUAUACUCUGUGACAAACCAAGAGAUGCAAAUUUGAUUUUGAUCAGUUUCAGGGGCACGGAGCCAUUUGAUGCUGAUGACUGGAGUACUGAUUUUGACUACUCUUGGUAUGAGAUCCCUAAAUUGGGAAAAGUCCACAUGGGUUUUUUAGAAGCCUUAGGUUUGGGCAACAGAGAUGAUGCCUCCACCUUCCAGGAACUUCUUCAAGGGAAUAACGCAAAUAUCACCCCUUCAAAUGCUGUUGAUAUAACCACUGGCCCUUCAGCUGAUAGUGGCAGGAAGAAGCUCAUACCAGAGAUGGUGGAAAUGACUGCAUAUUUUGCUGUGAAAAGUAAGCUCAAGAGCUUACUGAAGGAGCACAAGAAUGCAAAAUUUGUAGUCACUGGACAUAGCUUAGGAGGGGCCCUUGCUAUCUUGUUCCCAACAGUGCUAGUACUACAUGAAGAGAAGGAAGUCAUGCAAAGGUUGCUGGGUGUACACACAUUUGGACAACCAAGGGUUGGGAACAGGCAACUGGGGAGCUUUAUGGAAGGCCAUUUAGAUUGUCCAUUCCCUAAGUACUUCAGGGUAGUCUACUGCAAUGACCUUGUGCCAAGGCUGCCUUACGAUGACAGAACCUUCCUGUAUAAGCAUUUUGGGACAUGCCUUUACUAUAACAGUUUCUACAUUGAGAAAAAAGUGGACGAGGAGCCGAACAGAAAUUACUUUGGGAUUAGAUACCUGAUACCAGAGUAUCUGAAUGCGGUGUGGGAGUUACUUAGAAGUUUGAUGAUGGGGUAUGUGCAUGGGCCGGAGUAUAAAGAGGGGUGGUUAUCAGUAAUGUUCAGGAUAUUUGGACUUGCAUUCCCUGGUAUUUCUGCACACAGCCCCCUAAAUUAUGUCAACUCUGUAAGGCUUGGGAGGGAGAGCGCCUUGCAGAUGUCCUCUCUAUAAAAAAAGGCUUCUCUUGCGAAUAAUUCCGGCUGCAGUGUUACGGCAAGACUCAUGUUUUGCAAUGUUGUGUAGUGAGUAUUUCUAGUGAUCAUAAAUUUGAAUCCCUCUGGCUUGUGGAAAAACCUGUCCUGUUGCAUGUCAAGCUCAUUAGUUCUAUUGAUUUCAUUUCAUUUGGGGUUUCUGUCAUAAUAAAUUUUUGUUGUUUCUAUGAUUGAAUGAAAAUUUUGCUGUGUUCCACUAAAA
Cornus florida is the source of this 2268-nucleotide messenger RNA. RefSeq names its product triacylglycerol lipase OBL1. Gene Ontology annotation, molecular function: triacylglycerol lipase activity. The transcript has 5 exons. NCBI's taxonomy places the organism in Eukaryota, Viridiplantae, Streptophyta, Magnoliopsida, Cornales, Cornaceae. The record is from RefSeq and is a predicted model, not a curated record. Gene Ontology annotation, biological process: lipid metabolic process. Bases 421 to 2025 code for a protein of 534 amino acids.